AUUAACUACCUUACCUUCACCACUUCUGCCACACUCAACAACACCGCGUUUGGCUCACACUAACACAACUGUUCCUUUCUUCCUUUCCUCAACUUGUUUCCUACUUAACGCGUUUACGUGAGCCAAUCGCUGAUCUCGCGCUUUCUAUAAAGCGCGAGUCACAACCACUGGAACUCACCGAACUGAACUCGUAAGUUUAUUAUUCUUCUCUCGGCGUCGCCAUGGACGAAGAAGAGGUGCGCAAGAUCUUCAGCAAGUUCGACAAGAACGGCGACGGCAAGAUCUCGUGCGCGGAGCUGAAGGAGAUGAUGGCGGCGCUGGGAUCCAAAACGACGUCGGACGAGGUGAAGCGCAUGAUGGCGGAGCUGGACCGGAACGGCGACGGCUACAUUGACUUGAAGGAGUUCGGCGAGUUCCACUGCGGCGGCGGUGGCGACGGGAGGGAGCUCCGGGAGGCGUUCGAGCUGUACGAUCUGGACAAGAACGGGCUGAUCUCGGCGAAGGAGCUGCACUCCGUGAUGCGGAGGUUGGGGGAGAAGUGCUCCCUCAGCGACUGCCGGAGGAUGAUCGGAAACGUCGAUGCCGACGGCGACGGCAACGUCAAUUUCGAAGAGUUCAAGAAGAUGAUGAGUCGCUCGUAGGUGAUGGUAGUAGUAGCACUGCCUUUCAGUAACUAAGUGACUCAUUUAUUUAAGUGAAAUGAAUGACACCACAUUUUAGGAUAAUUCUGUAAAAACAAAUGUUGCAAUUUCAUUUUAUUUAUAUGUAUGGGUGUGUUGAAUGUACUCCUCAAGUUUAAAUUAAGACGUAGAAUUAAGGUGAGUA
This is a messenger RNA of Glycine soja, 825 nucleotides long. Its product is annotated as calcium-binding protein CML24-like. Lineage: Eukaryota; Viridiplantae; Streptophyta; Magnoliopsida; Fabales; Fabaceae. The transcript has a single exon. The record is from RefSeq and is a predicted model, not a curated record. Gene Ontology annotation, molecular function: calcium ion binding. The coding region runs from base 222 to 641 and encodes 139 amino acids.